AUGUCUUGCAAAUACUACAGUGACAUACAUCUUCAAAAAAUCCCCACUUCCAUCGAAGAAGCCCUCGAAUGCUACCGGGUUUUCCCAACGCUUUCUCGUGAAAAAUGCGUGCCAAAGCGGAUCUACCUCUUCCCGCUGCAGAAGCUUCUCCGUCGGGAUGUGCAGAUGGUUCGAGAUAUUAGCAUGCGAAUCGUCAACGAAGUGGAGAAACUUCUGGAAGGUCUGUACGGAAGGAACAUCAAAGCCAAAGAUCUGGCCGUUUCCGGUCUGUGCGAACAAUUCCCGGGACUUAAAGCUCAGUUGCGGGACUUCCAAUCGCUCUUGGAUGAUUUCACGUUGGUUUUUCAAGAGCAGGUGAAGCCGUUGAUGAUAUCUGUCCGUGCGUUCGAGAUGGAAGAUCAAGUUCUCUUUCGUCUGUUGGAAGAAAAAAGAGCGUCCCCCUUCGGCCUGCAGAAGCUCUCCGAUUGGUUGGAAAACAAGGAGAGGGAAAUGAAUUACCUGACGAAAAAUCUGAAGAAUUUACAGCUUCCCGAUGUAGAAAUGGCCCUUUCUCCUGAUGAACUUGACUCGUUUCUCCUCGACUUGAAGGCCGAAAACGUUCUAUGUUUCAGAUUCAAGGUCAUGCCAAGAACAGACGCAUAUCUGAGCCUUAUGUCUCGAUACCUAAAAGAAAAGGAUACGGAGACCUCUCGGGAUGAAAGUCCCAGUUCCUGGUACGAAAACAGACAAGAACUGCAAGAGGGUCUGGAGUAUUUCCGGGGGAUGCACGAGGCUCAGAGGGAACGCGGCUUCCGAUUCGUCGUGACUCAGGAGGUUCCCGCGACGGCCAGCGAAUCCCUUUACGAGAUCGUCUACUACAACAAGAGAGUUGCAAUGCCUUACCCUCCCCCUUUGAUACCGGGAACUCCGAGAGCUGUGGCGGUGACAGAAAAUUCCAUCGAAGUGAAGUGGGAUCCACCGGCGUGUGCAGCAAAUUCUGUCAAAGGAUACUUGGUCUCGUACAAGUCUGACAUCGACGAAGAGUGGAACACGCACGUGGUCGACGGGAACAUCGCGGGGGCCACCCUGGGUGGCCUAUUACCCAACACGGAAUAUUUUUUCAAGAGAGUAUCAGGAAGGAUGCAGUAUCAUGGCAUCUACGGAGAUGCGAAUAGCAACACUGAGGCUUUCUCAUUUUGCGCAACAGGUGCAGAGCAGUUGGACAUCGGGAUAUACCGAAGAGAGCAAGUGGAGCGAUGCAAUCAAGACGGAUAUGCCCACAGCAUGGUGGCCUGGGUCACAGAGCAGACGAGAUGGAAUGGGAUAGGUGUCAUCAAUCUCGACUCUCACAUUUACUCCAUCCGGGCCACAAAUAGGCGCAUCAAGAACACCAGGGACGGGGAGGAAGUGGACCUGACAGGUGGGAUAUGGGGAGGGAUGAGGAAUCGGGUCUUCUUCUUCAGAGACAGGAAGACAUUUGUGGUGGAAGUAGGAAGAGAUCCCUCCUGGAUUCCCCCUUCUGAUCAGAUCAUUCAGUCACUUCCUUCCCUAUCCCCUUUCCAUGUUUCCUAUUCCACAUGCCUAAUCCCCUGUCCAGUGCCUGAGAAUCGAUUCUAUUUCUUCGGGGCACAUUCGAAAGUGAAGUCUGGCGCGGGAGUGUUCAUUCCCUCAGAAGGAGAAGGGACCUGGCUUCUUCUUCCAGGUCUCCCAAGUCAUAUCGAAAUGGUAGCAGGGACAUCACUCCACAACGGAUGCAUCUUCAUCGUCGGCGGAUUGGAUUAUAGGAAAAUGAAUAAAUCAAAAUUGGCGUUUUUGUACGACCCCCGAGAGGGCAGAAAAUACGUUCGCCUCCCGGAUGUCCCAGAACCGAUUGUGGGGGCAGCGGCGAUGGAGAUGAAGGAGACAGGCAUCAUCCUCGCUGGCGGAUUAACUGAUACUGCUGAAGGCUCAGAAGUUUCCUCGCAGGUGAGGAUCUUUGAACUAAGGGCACGGAAAUGGGAGAUAUUCCCCUCCUUACGGUCACCGAGGGCUUUCCUCGGCCUGGGAAAAGACCCCAACGACCAACUCAUCGCCAUCGGUGGGUACAUGGAUCACAGGAACCCCGAAACUAUGGAGGUGAUGGGAAAAAGUGAAGAAGACACCUUGGAGUGGAAGGAAUAUCCCCUUCCUCACCCGUUCAAAAGGUGCGGAAGACCUAGUGUCCUCUUGUGA
Molecule: messenger RNA, 2190 nt
Organism: Darwinula stevensoni
Lineage: Eukaryota; Metazoa; Arthropoda; Ostracoda; Podocopida; Darwinulidae
Source: the annotation of a GenBank genome assembly